CCGCCCGCCGGCCGGCGGCCGCACCUCGCCGGAGGGCACGCUGUCCCGCCGCUCCCGGUCCGGCCGCGCCGCCAGGCAAUCCGAGAUCCGCCGGCAGCAGCGCGCGCAGGAGCUACAACGGGAGCUGGGGGAGGUGGAGGUGCGGCAGCAGGAGCUUGAGCAGCGCGGCGCCUCCGUCGAGAAGGCCAUCAGGGGUGAACGCCCGGGCGGUGACGGCGGCGGGGGCGAGGACACCGACCCCAGCGACGACGCCGUCCUGAUGCGCCAGUGGUUCGGCCUGGUGCACGAGCGCAGUAUGCUGGUGCGGCGCGACCAGCUGCUGCAGUUGCAGCUGCGCGAGCUCCAGCUGGAGGACAAGCACGACCGGCUGCAGAUGGAACUACGCGAGCGCAUGGCCGCGCCCGAGGCCCUGAAGUCGGACGUUGACGUGGAGCGGGAGCGCGAGCUGGUCAGCACGCUGCUGGAGAUAUCCGAGCAGAGACGCGCGCUCCGACAGGCCAUGGACGCCGAGCAGGACACACUGAGAAUGGAGUGCGAGUCUGCUGAGAACCGCCAGUAGGUGCUCGGUCGGCCCCAACCCAACUGCGGUCCGGACGAGACGGCCGUCUAGCGCUCCGUCCAGCGUCUGUCCCCAGCGGCCGUCUCCGUCUCCGCGAGCACCACCUGACCCCGUGCGGUCGGAGCGGUCUCCUAGGGCCAACCAGCUGGCUCCAGUUCUGGGGGACAGGGCGUCAUACCGACCACGCCCGACUGGGGCACGGCGAGCCGACCAUGCCCUUGUGGCGGGGCCUGCAGGGUGUGAACCUCGGCGGCGCCAACGGCCGCCGUCGCCGCAGACCGAUGCACAUCGCGCCGGGCCACUGCGCGGUCGCCGUCUGAGCCACCUAUUCCCGGCCGCUCCGUGCUUGCGUCGCGCCGUGUGAGGUCGCGGCUGCUCCCGCGGGGGUCGAGCUGGCGGCGGCGUCGGCGCUUGUCCACGGUGUUGUGGCAUAUGUGAUUUUCGUGCUUUCUCGGCCGGAUGGGCGCUUUGCUGGAGAUGCGUUUGGAGUUCGCACUGGAGAUGAUCUGCAUGCUGUAACAAAACAUUUCCGUUGAUUGCGUAGGCAUUGUAAGACGAACGCUGUGUGAUAUUGAGUGGAGAAAUAUGUGGGAUAUUGCGGAUAAAAGAUGGAGUGGUUGUUGCCAACAGCCAUACACCAUUCGCGUCCAGAUAAGGCCGUCGUAUUUUCAACAAAUCGUCCAUGAGUGACCCUCCCAUAUUUAACUAACAUCUGUGAUCGGUUAUUUCGCUUUCGUUAUUUCGCUUGUCAUGCCGUUGCUUGUGGUCGCAUGCUCGUAAUGAGGUCUUCGCAUGUUCGUAGAUAGAAAAUAUGGUCAAAGGACAAGGUGAACGCUGUAUUUAUGUACAUUGUGUCAUUGUGGAACGAACCGGGCUGGGUCGUGUUCGCACGGCUCUUGAAUGCGCCAUGACUGCCGCGCCCUGCGGCAUCCACACUGCUCCUUCACUUUCUAAUCAUCAAUUUGUUGAUAAUAUAAAGACGUAACGUGAGCUGCAGUGUUACUGAGUC
Pollicipes pollicipes is the source of this 1568-nucleotide messenger RNA. RefSeq names its product protein-methionine sulfoxide oxidase mical3b. The record is from RefSeq and is a predicted model, not a curated record. The transcript has 5 exons. Lineage: Eukaryota; Metazoa; Arthropoda; Thecostraca; Pollicipedomorpha; Pollicipedidae. The coding region runs from base 260 to 559 and encodes 99 amino acids.